Messenger RNA from Colossoma macropomum (tambaqui), 1887 nucleotides. RefSeq lists its product as uncharacterized. The transcript has 14 exons. NCBI's taxonomy places the organism in Eukaryota, Metazoa, Chordata, Actinopteri, Characiformes, Serrasalmidae. The record is from RefSeq and is a predicted model, not a curated record. The coding region runs from base 30 to 1787 and encodes 585 amino acids.
CUAAAUUCCAAACUUUCUUUUAAAUUCAAAUGUUCUAUCGUUUUGCUGUAUUUGCAGAAAAACCUGCUGUUCUAGUGGUGUUCCAUCACACAUUUGAUCCAGAGUGCAUUGACAGCAGCAGAGCUGUGGACAGACAGAAUACGCUCACAGUGGACUGUCUGUUCCAUGAGGAUAGAGGACUGCUGCAGUGCAGGAAGAAUGAUGAAGCUCUAGGCGAGGUUGCAGUGUGGCUCAGACGUGUGGUGAGACAUCAAUCAUUACAGCCAUGUGGUCCACAUCAAGAAAGCAAAAGAAUAGCAGAAAUGAAAAUACCCUCUUCACUCCCUGUUAAAGGCUUGAACAUUAAAUGCUACACGAUUGUGCCUGAAAAGAUCAGACAACCUUGGAAAGAGUUUGAGAAUGAACUUCUAAAGCGAAGACGCUUCCUGAAGGAGUCUCCACUGGAGAGGUGUAAAGCCAUUCUAGUUGUCUGUCCUGUUGUUUCACGAGCUGGAACAGACAUUGCAGCGGCACUGCAGACCCUCAACGAAAAAGUUGCAGAUAAACCUGCUGUUCUAGUGGUGCUCCAUCACACAUUUGAUCCAGAGUGGACUGUAUCAGACAGCAGCAGAGCUGUGGACAGACAGAAUACACUCACAGUGGACUGUCUGUUCCAUGAGGAUGGAGGACUGCUGCAGUGCAGGAAGAAUGAUGAAGCUCUAAGUGUGGUUGCAGAGUGGCUCAAAUGUGUGAAAAAAGGAAGACCGCUUCCAUCAAGUGAACCAGAAAGAGAGCUUGAGGCACCUUCAAGUUCAAGGAGAGCUCCAGGAUGUCAGUUUGGAGGAAUUGACCAAGACGGAGAGCAACCUGAAGCUGCAUCUGGGGUUAGGACAGACAGAGAAGGAGGAGAAACAAAUCUGCCACAGGUCAGUCUCCAUCUUGGAAAGCUUAAUUUUUUAACUUGUGUUAUUGGGAACACUCUGGGCUCUCAUGAGGAAUUUGUGAGAAUUCUCUGCAAACGAAGAGCAGAACUGCAGGAGGUGCCUACAGUAGAGGAGUGUGAUGUCAUUCUGGCUUUCUGUCCUGUUGUAUCACUGGCUGGACUUGACACUGAAAAAGCACUGCAACAACCUAAUGAUAUGUCUGGUUCUAAGCCUGCUGUUCUGGUGGUGCUCCAUCACACAUUUGACCCAGAGCUCAUUGUUCCAGACAGCAGCAGAUCAGUAAACAGAGAGAAAACACUCGCAGUGGACUGUCUGUUCCAUGAGGAUAAAGGACUGCUGCAGUGCAGUAAGAAUGAUGAGGCUUUCAGCAGAGUUUCAGCAUGGAUUGAGACUCAGAAAAUGCCUGAAGUAGUAAGUCAAGGUUCUGGACAGAAGCAUUUGGACUUUCCCCAGAGGACAGUUAAAUACUUCUCUGUUAUCAGUGUAAACACACUGGAUUCUCACAAACGCUUUCUUGGACUACUCAGUAAACUAGUCCCAGCACUGCAGGAGGUGUCUUCAGUGGAAGAGUGUGAUGUCGUCUUUGGGUUUUACCCUGUUGUUUCACAAGCCGAUUUUGAUAUUAAACACACACAAGAAACCCUUCAUAGUGUAGCAGGUUCUAAACCUGCUGUUCUAGUGGUGCUUCAUCACACUUUAAACCCAGAGAGCUUUGUUCAUGACAGCAGUGCAUCUGUGACCAGAGAGAAGACAAUUGCAGUGGACUGUCUGUUCCAUGAGGAUCAUCAUGGACUACUGAGAUGCCAGAAUAAUGAUAAAGCACUGGCCAGAGUUGCCAGCUGGUUAAGUGCGGUCAUGGAGUGAGAGCCCACAGGAGGACUUGAGGUACCUGUACCAGCUGUGAGACCAUGAAGAACCUCUGAAGAUUGUUAUGGUGAAGAUCAGCCAGAAAGACAAUUAGUAU